Ceratosolen solmsi marchali is the source of this 793-nucleotide messenger RNA. It is a transcript of the gene MED11, whose product is annotated as mediator complex subunit 11. Lineage: Eukaryota; Metazoa; Arthropoda; Insecta; Hymenoptera; Agaonidae. The record is from RefSeq and is a predicted model, not a curated record. The transcript has 3 exons. Gene Ontology annotation, cellular component: mediator complex. Gene Ontology annotation, biological process: regulation of transcription by RNA polymerase II. Bases 61 to 528 code for a protein of 155 amino acids. Gene Ontology annotation, molecular function: transcription coregulator activity.
UUAAAGCAACUGAUAUUUAAUAUUUAUAGAAUCUUAGUUCUUAAAAGGAAGCAAAUUGAAAUGUCACCUCCAAUGGAAAGAAUUCAAAUUUUAGAAGCAAUAGAAAAGGAUAUAAUUACUUGCCUGCAAAGCGCGGGCCAAGCUUUUAUGGAACUUAGUAAAGACAAAUCUAAUUCAAAACAAGCGGAAGGUCAAACGCAUCAAUUUAUUAAAACUUUAGGACUCGUUGAAUCCAAAUUGAGCGAACAAAUUAAUUAUUUAACGCAAGUAUCAACAGGUCAACCUCAUGAAGGUUCUGGUUACGAAAGUCAAAAGGUACUGCAAAUGGCUUGGCACAGACUACAGCAUGUACGCAGUAGAGUAGACGAGCUGGAACGCAUAAAAAAUAAACAUUUGCAUUCACGCAAUCUUGCGAAUUUAGGACGUUCGCAGCAAUCCCAACAGCAACAGCAGCAGCAACAACAACAGCAAAUGGCCUCAAAUAAUAUUUCUGUACAACAACCUCAAACUAACUCCUCUGCCUCAUAAUUUGUGCUUGUAAGAUAAUAAUUUUGGAAUUCAGACUGAACCAUAUCAUUAGCACAAUCACUUAUUAACUUAAUUUAUUUUUCUUUUUUUCUUCUAUUUUGUUAUAUAAAAUUUUGAAGGUGUAAAAGACUUCUUAUAAGUCUUUAGAUUACUUACAGGUUAGUAGAAAUACUUACAAACGCAUAUUGUAACUUUUUGAAUUAUCAUUUUAAUUUUAUCAAAUACUGUUAACUUCGUUAUUCUCUAUUUGAAUGGAAGAUAUGGA